Molecule: messenger RNA, 1122 nt
Organism: Penicillium coprophilum
Lineage: Eukaryota; Fungi; Ascomycota; Eurotiomycetes; Eurotiales; Aspergillaceae
Product: cysteine protease ATG4
Exons: 3
Coding region: 1-1122 (373 amino acids)
Molecular function (GO): protein-phosphatidylethanolamide deconjugating activity
Source: RefSeq, a predicted model, not a curated record
AUGUCUCAUACAGCCAAUACCAUACACAACCCAAGAGAACCUGAUGCUAGCACGUCGAAUGACACAGCAUGGCCGAAGGCAUUUCUUUCCGAUUUUGGAUCGAGGAUAUGGAUCACAUAUCGAUCUAAUUUCACCCCGAUCCCACGAACAAAGACACCAGAAGCAACAUCCUCGAUGACGCUGGGCGUGCGCCUGAGAAGUCAGCUGAUGGACCAGGGGUUUACAUCGGAUACUGGGUGGGGCUGCAUGAUCCGAUCUGGACAAAGCCUGUUGGCAAAUACCUUUUCAGUUCUACUACUCGGACGAGACUGGCGUCGGGGGGAGAAAGUGGAGGAAGAGUCAAAGCUAAUAUCCAUGUUCGCCGAUCACCCGGAUGCUCCCUUUUCUAUACAUCGGUUUGUAAACCGCGGUGCAGAAUCAUGCGGGAAAUACCCCGGUGAAUGGUUUGGGCCGUCGGCAACCGCCAAAUGCAUACAGUACGUGUCACCAGAGCUUGAGUCACAGAGGGAUGCUGAUAGCGACAGGCUACUUUUAACCGAAAGCGAGACUCCCCAACUUAGGGUCUAUGUAACCAAUGACACAUCGAACGUUUAUGAAGACAAAUUUGCGCAAGUGGCUCACGACAAAUCAGGUCAAAUUCAGCCAACCCUCAUCCUGAUUGGGACCAGGUUGGGGAUCGAUAAUGUCACCCCGGCGUACUGGGAUGGACUUCGAGCUACACUGGCAUACCCCCAAUCCGUUGGCAUUGCAGGCGGACGCCCAUCGGCAUCACAUUACUUUGUAGGGGCCCAAGACUGCCAUCUUUUUUUCCUUGAUCCGCAUACCACCCGUCCCGCAACACCAUACCGACCAAAUGGGCUUUACACCCAAGAAGAACUGAAUAGCUAUUACACCUGUCGAUUGCGAAGAAUCCAUAUCAAGGACAUGGAUCCCAGCAUGCUCAUCGGAUUUCUCAUCCAGAAUGAAGAUGAUUGGGCUGACUGGAAGAACCGAAUUCAAUCUACGCCUGGACAGCGAAUUGUGCACAUCUUUCCCAGUCAGCAUCAGUCAGAUCAUGGUCAUGGUCGGGCCGAGGCUCUGGAUGAAGUUGAAGUGCUGGACGAUUCAGAGAUGGAGAUCUAA